Sphaerulina musiva SO2202 is the source of this 1046-nucleotide messenger RNA. RefSeq lists its product as uncharacterized. Gene Ontology annotation, cellular component: U2-type spliceosomal complex; RES complex. Gene Ontology annotation, biological process: mRNA splicing, via spliceosome. NCBI's taxonomy places the organism in Eukaryota, Fungi, Ascomycota, Dothideomycetes, Mycosphaerellales, Mycosphaerellaceae. The coding region runs from base 1 to 1002 and encodes 333 amino acids. Gene Ontology annotation, molecular function: RNA binding. The transcript has a single exon. The record is from RefSeq and is a predicted model, not a curated record.
AUGGGACUCGCAGAUUAUCUCGCGCAAAACUACCUCUCGGCAGAGAAACCGGCGAAGAAGCGCAAGAGAAAGGACAAAGCCUCCAAGGAAGGUCUCACAAUCGAAGACGACGAGGCGCAAACCUGGACCAACCCCAAUCAUAACAACGAAGACGACGAGGACGCGCCCACGAUAGUAGGCACAUUAGCAGGGGGACUGAACAAACCCGCCAAGAAAUCGAAAUGGAUCAAGAUUGGCACCGAAGCACCCAAAGACUCGGAGCAAGCAGCAGCAGACGCCAUCCUCGCAGAUGCGCAAGCAGAAUCACGCGCGCGGGCGCAACAGGACGAUGAUGACCCCACUCUCGUGGGAGAGAACGGCGCAGACUAUGACGGUCCAGUGAUGGCAAACGGCGCAUUAGCAGGUCUGCAGACUGCAGCACAAGUCUCGAAAGCGUUGAAGAGGAAGCAAAAGGCAGAAAUGAAAGCGAUGCAAGAUGCGGAUCUGGCAUCUGGAGGACUGGCACAGCAGACCAUCUAUCGAGAUGCUUCAGGACGCAUGAUCAAUGUCAAGCAAAAACAAGACGAGGCAGCAGAAAAAGCGCGAGAAGAGGAAAGAAAAGCAAAAGAGGAAGCCGAAAGCGGAAAAGGCGAUGUCCAACGACGAGAAAAGGAAGCGCGAAAAAGAGAUCUAGAAGAAGCAAAAAUCAUGCCUGUAGCCCGAAGAGCAGACGACGAGAAAAUGAACACCGAACUAAAAGAAAGAGAAAGAUGGAACGAUCCCAUGGCGCAGCUCCUCGCGACGAAGAAAAGCAGCAGCAGUAGUAGCAGCAAGACCGGCAAGAAUAAAAUCAGCGGGAAAACAUACCAGGGAGCUUUUGAACCCAAUCGAUAUAGUAUCCGACCAGGUUGGAGAUGGGAUGGAGUAGAUCGAGGCAAUGGAUUCGAACGCAAGUGGUUUGCAGCACGUAAUGCAAAAAAGGAUAAAGAGGCUUUGAGGAUUGCUUGGGAGGAAGAUCUUUGAUGAGUACAGUAAUUAAUUAAUUCAAAAUGAUGAAUGAAAACGAG